Molecule: messenger RNA, 5309 nt
Organism: Chara braunii
Lineage: Eukaryota; Viridiplantae; Streptophyta; Charophyceae; Charales; Characeae
Source: the annotation of a GenBank genome assembly
UCGAGAGGGCUUUUGGACCUGGAGGUUAUUUCUGCACCAAUAGAAGACAAAUAUGGACAAGGUACCCCAACAAUCGAUGGUGGUCUGUAUUGUGUACAACAUUCUUAUCGAAGCGGACGUAGACUUCAACAUGGUACCCCAACAGUUAGUGGUGGUCUGUGUUGUGCACAAUAUCCUUAUCGACGCGGACAUAGACUUCGUCGAUUCGUCUUCAAGUGGUUCUUCACGGGAUUCGGCGCGCGAGUUCAACAUAGAGGCAUUAGACCCGCUCACGUCUCAGGACUUUGCAUGGCUUCCUCUCCCGACCACCGGCCGAUUGCCGGGACCGCAAUGCGCAGCACUUAGCGCUAAUCUUCACACUUACCUAUCCUUCUAUGCACCACCAACUUCGCCGACGGAUGACGAAGUCGCGGUGGGGGACAUCUUGGCGUAUACUACCAAGGUGGCCCGCGAGUUUCGCACGCAGCGGUACGAUGACAACAACGCACCGCUGAUGUAUGUCCGCAUUCAGGUUGGGCAAGCGUCCUGCAGCGCUUUGCUGGAUAGCGGCGCGACUCGCAACUUCAUGAGACAAUCCUUUAUGCAAAGGGCUGGCCUUGGCACACAGGUUCGGAGGAAGGCAAACCCGACGACGAUCAAGUUGGCGGACGGUAAGACGCAACAAAUUCUCGACCGUUACAUCGAGGCCGUACCGGUCUACUUCGCACCUCAUGCAUGCGAACCGGUCACGUUCGAUAUUCUCGACAUGGACUUCGACAUCAUUCUGGGAAUGCCUUGGCUUGCAAGUGCGGAUCACACGGUCAACUUCCAUCGGCGGACUCUUAGCUUCGCCGAUAUCUUCGAGUCACCUACCGGUGUGGUGCCGGAUCGGCCGAUCUCUCACGAGAUCAUUCUUGAGGCCGGUGCUGUGCCGCCAAAAGGUUGCAUCUAUCGGAUGAGCGAGGAGGAGCUUGAGGUACUCCGCGCACAACUCGAUGAUUUGUUGGCCAAAGGCUGGAUCCGCCUGAGCAGCUCCCCAUAUGGAGCACCUGUUCUCUUCAUCAGGAAGAAGAACAAGGAUCUACGAUUGUGUAUCGACUACCGCAAGCUCAACGCGCAAACCAUCAAGAAUGCGGRGCCUCUUCCUCGCAUCGACGAUCUUCUCGAGCGACUGGGCGGCGCGAAGUAUUUUUCCAAGUUGGAUUUGAAAUCGGGAUAUCAUCAAAUCUCGAUCCAGCCGCACGAUCGCUACAAGACCGCGUUCAAGACACGGUACGGGCAUUUUGAGUGGGUGGUCAGGCCUUUUGGCCUCACCAACGCCCCGGCGACGUUCCAGGCGGCGAUGACCAACGAGUUCCGUGCAAUGUUGGACCGGUUCGUGUUGGUCUACUUAGACGAUAUUCUCGUCUACAACCGGUCAUUGGAGGAUCAUCUGGGGCACCUUCGACGAGUGUUGGAGACGCUCCGCCGCGCCAAGUACAAGGCCAACCGUGACAAGGCAUCAGUCCGCUAUUCGGACAAGAUUCAGGCCGUCCAGGAGUGGCCGGAGCCUCGGAACGUCACAGAAGUUCGCUCGUUCCUUGGUCUUACCGGCUACUAUCAGCGCUUCAUCGAAGGCUGCUCCAAGAUCGCGGCCCACUUGAACAAGCUUCAGUGCGAGGAUCAUCCGUUUGACUUUGGAGAGGAGGCGCGGGGAUCAUUCCUCGCUCUCAAAGCCGCGCUAUUGUCUGCGGAGGUCUUGCGAAUCUACGACCCGCUAGCACCUACGCGUGUCACUACGGAUGCGUCAGGAUAUGGCAUUGGUGCAGUCCUCGAGCAACAUGAUGGUGUGGACUGGCACCCGGUCGAGUACUUCAGCAAGAAAGUGCCCCUCGUGCAUUCCAUCGACGAUGCAUGCAAGAAGGAGUUCCUCGCCUUCGUCCACGCGCUCAAGCGGUGGCGGCACUUCCUCCUUGGUCGAAGCCAAUUUCGCUGGGUAACGGACAACAAUCUGUUGGUCUUCUACAAGACCCAGGACACCGUCAACAGCACCAUCGCUCGAUGGAUGGCUUUCAUCGACCAGUUCGACUUCUUUCCCGAUCACAUUCGAACCAUUUUGCGGAUGCUCUUUCACGGCCGACGUCAAGCGCUAUUGCGAGUCUUGCGAGGUUUGCCGACGCUGCAAAUCCCGCAACCAUCGUCCGUACGGCGAGCUACGACCAUUGCCGGUCCCGUUGAGGCGAAGGGAAGCGAUUGCCAUGGACAUUACCGGCCCGUUCCCCAGCACAAGACCGGAGUGGAUGGGAUUCUCACGGUGGUCGACGGACUCACCAAGUUCGCCAUGUUUUUGCCUUGUCGCUAUCAUGCCAAGGCACCGGGGUUGGCCGAGGUUCUGUACGCCGGUUGGAUUCGCACCAAGGGUUACCCCAAGGAGAUCGUCUGCGACCGCGACACUCGGUUCAUGUCCGAUUUUUGGUUGGCGCUCAUCAAGCGAUGGGGCUCAUCUCUCAAGCCCAGUUCAGCUCGCCACCCUCAGACCGAUGGUCAGACGGAGAGGGCGCAUCAGACCGCACAGGUUCUCCUUCGCACUCUCAUCCGCCCCGACCAGAAAGACUGGGUUGAGCGACUGCCGGAUGUUGAGUUGGCCUACAACUCUUCCAUCCACCCGGCUAUUGGGAUAUCGCCCUUCGAGUUCGAGCACGGCUCGCCGGUCACUCCACUCACGAUCGAGAGCGACGACCAUCUUCUUUUCUUGCGUCGGAUGCAAGAGCUUCUUGUCAAGGCACGCGACCAGAUGGCUAAGACACAGCAGCGCAUGAGCCAGCAGGCAAAUCGCCAGCGUCUCCCUUGUCCAUUCCGCGCCGGGGACCUCGUCUGGGUUUCCGCCACGGAAUUCAGCCUUGAACAAGACAUCUCUCGCAAGCUCCUUCCGAAAUGGAUGGGACCUUGGCCGAUCAUAGAGCCCGCUGGGGAYGCACCCGAAGGRCCUUCYUUCACGAUUCRRGUGCCUAGCCACUUGCCCGUCUACCCAGUCUUUCAUUGCUCCAAAUUGGCUCUCUACACGCCUGCGGAGCAUGACGAYUUUCCCGGGAGACGUACACAGGACCCUCCUUCCAUGGAUGGUUUUCAGGAGGUCGACGACAUCAUCUCCCAGCGACGCUUUGGCAACAAGCCAACUGAUGUGAAGUUCGUCGUCGAGGCACCCAGAGGCAUACGAGGAAACCUGUUGGACAGCUUGGACUUACUUCAGUCAAAAGACAACUUCAAGUCAAGCCGUAGGGUGCUGAGAGACCGAACAUUCUCGGAGCUCCCCCUGAUCGUCUACAGGAUUUGCCUUUUCCAUGCCUUAGCUCAGGAGCGCCGAGCAUUUGGUCCACUAGGGUGGAAUAUCCCGUACCGCUUCUGCGGUUCUGACUUGGACCUUGCAGCUGGCUGUGUGAUUCGGCUUCUGAAGCGCAACUUGCUGCCAUCAGAUUCAAUGGCUGUGCCGGAAAACAAUUGCCCCAGGGGCAUGCUGGUUCCGACAGCAUUGCAUGAGGGCGACAUUUGCCUGCCAGGCCAAAUCCCAUCCACAGCAAGCCACACGGUUAAGGACGGCAGAGAUGGCAUGCCACCAAGAGGCUUAAAUAGUUUAAAGGUUCCCGCAACAGGACAGGUACAGGACAUGGCUGGAAGCAGGUCCAUCAGUCUCGAUAACAAGCUGACAGAGGAGCUAAAGGGGGUACUGUACAUGGUGGGAGGAAUAAUAUACGGUGGACGGAUCAUGGACAGCUGGGAUGAAAGACUUCUCAAUGCAAUCCUUCUGGACUGCUUUGCUCCAAGGGGAGAGGGCAUGGCUACAGGAUCCACUGCAACUGAUUACUUGCCACCUCGGAAGGGAAGUCUGGAAUAUUUCCGGGGUUUCGCUGAGCGACUUCCUGAGAUUGACCACCCAAAUAUAUUCGGGUUACAUGAAAAUGCUGCAAUUGCUUCAGUGAGGGACAAGGUUCAGUCAUUGUUUAUGACAUUGGUCUCACUGGAGAGCCCUGAUGUGACACUCUCAUGGCCAUGUUCAAAGACGUCACGCUCUAGAUCAUUGGAGAGGAGUUGCUCGAUUGUAGUUCCUAAUUUCAUGGAGGCAACUGUGGCAAAGAGGCUGACAGAGAUCCGCGCAAAUCUGCUAGACCCGUUCGGAGAGAGGACUGAGUUAACUCAGGCUGCUCAUAAAAUGGAUGACCCGAUGGUCACAGUGAUGAACCAGGAGAUGCAACACUAUAACAGGCUGCUGGAAGUUAUUCUGAGUUCCAUAAAGGAAGUCGAAGAGGCCAUGGCAGGGUUAGCGAUCCUCUCCCCAUCCCUGGAGAAUCUGGUUCACAGCAUCGCACUCGGUCAGGUUCCCCACUGCUGGUCACAAUGUGCUUAUACAAGCUAUAAACCCCUGGACCGUUGGAUCGAGGAUCUGAAUCAGAGGCUUCAAUUCAUGCGCUCGUGGAUCAAUGAGGGACUGCCAAAUGUUAUCUGGAUAUCAAGGCUCUGUUUCCCUCAGGCCUUGACAACGGCAGUUUUGCAACAGUAUGCGCGCAAGCACAACGUCGCCAUUGAUCGUUUAGGCAUCAAGACCGUUGUUUGUAACCACUCCGUUGAAGAGAUAAAGAGCCCUCCAGCUGAUGGGUGCUACGUAACAGGUCUUUAUUUGCAGAACGCUCGAUGGGAUAAAAGGACAGGAUCAUUGGCAGAGGCUAGAAUCAAGGAGCUCUUCAGCCCCAUGGGAGUAAUAUGGCUGAAGCCGAUUAUCCAACGCAUGGACGAUGGGGAUGGAGAUGGGAAGGUGGUGGCGAAGAGGAACCGACUGUCAGAUGGAGCAGUUGACAAAGACACGGAGACGUAUCUGACACCUGUCUAUAGAACUCAAGUCCGCGGAGGUAUCAGGACGGAGGCGGUAGACUUUGUGACUGCCUUGGAGUUGCCUUGUGGACAGUACUCUGCAAUGCAUUGGACAUUACGGGGUGUCGCACUGAUCUGCUCCUUGAAUGAGUAGUCGAUAAUCUAUGACACGAGUUCAUCGUCCUGUUCUGGUUGGUCAAAUCAGUCUUUGUAUAAUAUCUGACACGAGUUACAUCAUCGGGUUUUCAUUCGCCAAAUCAGUCUUCUUAUCCCAACGACAGUAUUAGCAGGACAGUGAACAUAUUCUACUGUAACAGUUGUGGACACUGAGGUUGUUGGUAACUUACAUGGUUUUGUGUCCCCACAGGACGGCAACAGAAGUGCUAGCAGGCACUUCCUGGAAUGCGUAGUCAGACAAUGAGUCGGUCAUUCAUUCAGUCAGUCAGUCAGUCAGUCAGUCAGUCAGUGAAUCAACCAGCAAUCUGGCA